UCUCUCUCUCUCUCUCUCCAGAUCACCAGCCCUCCUCCCCGGUUCAAAACUCCGUUCCCAAGCCUCAUCUCUCCCUCUCGGGGGCAAAGGAUAUCAACUAAAGGUUCUAAUCUCUUCUUGCAUGCCAACAGCAAAAGGAUAUAGAAGCAAAAAAAGAGCUCCCCUCGCCUUGAUUUGAGGCGUCCUUCGGUGUGUAUUUUUUUGGGGCACUUCUGGGUUGAUCAGAGGGGAAAAAAGAGCACCUCUCGUCUUGGUUCUUGCAACUUAUUCAAACAUUAUAGUGGAAGAGACUCAUAGAAAGAGCUCCUCAAAGUUCUAGCUUUUGGUGUUAGAUAUUUAUCAUCUCUUUUCAACCAGAAUAGACUAUCGAGAAGAAGACGAGGAGGAGAAGAAGAUAAGCUGGCAAGCAAGUGGUGGGAGAGAGUGGAUGUGUCGGCGAUGGCCGGUUCCGGCAGCAGCGGCUCCUCUCGCUACCUCCACCACCUCCUUCACCCAACACAGCUACAGCAACCACAGCCACCACCCCAUGACCAACCGGAAACGUCUAACCCCUCGCUGGAGAAAAAGCCAAAGGCCUCUCCCGACAUGGGUGCCGGCGGAGAACAACCGACGAUCUCCGCUGCCUCGGACGGUGGUGGCCCGACGCGACGCCCGCGUGGCCGACCGCUGGGGUCGAAGAACAAGCCGAAGCCGCCGAUAAUAGUCACGCGCGACAGCCCCAACGCCCUCCGGUCGCACGUGCUCGAGGUGGCCGGCGGCGCCGACGUGGUGGAGAGCGUGACGGAGUACGCGCGGCGGCGGGGAAGGGGGGUGUCCGUGCUGAGCGGCGGGGGUGCGGUGGAGAACGUGUCGCUCCAGCAGCCGGGGUCGGGGCCGCCUGGGAGCGUGGUAGCGACGCUGAGGGGGCGGUUCGAGAUCCUCUCGCUGACGGGGACGGUCCUGCCACCACCGGCGCCGCCCGGGGCGGGGGGGCUGACGGUACUCCUGGCCGGCGGGCAGGGGCAGGUCGUUGGAGGCAGCGUGGUGGGCCCGCUGGUGGCGGCGGGGCCGGUGAUGCUGAUGGCUGCCACCUUCGCCAAUGCUGUGUACGAGCGGCUGCCGUUGGAAGGGGAGGAGGAGGCGGCCGCCGCGGCCGCGGUGCAGGGGCAGCAGACAUCGGUGUCCCAGUCAUCUGGAGUCACUGGGGGUGGUGAGGGCGGUGGUAGUGGCGGCGGCAGCGGUGUUCCGUUUUAUAAUUUGGGUGCAAGUAUGGCGAAUUACCAGUUACCGGGGGAUACUUUUGUCUGGGGUGGAGGUGGAGUUAGGCCAUCUUUUUGAUCCUGAAUUGAUGCUUUUUUAAUGGCAAGAGGAAAGGACAAACGAGAAGAAGAAGAAGAAGAAGUUGGUUGUGAUCGCAUGAGAAUUGUGGUGAUGAAGCUGGUAAUUUGCAAGGUGUUUGGUAGCUAGGGAUGGAUGCUAUUAUUUCACCUAUUUGAUGAAAUGGUGGUAGUAGGAUUUCAUAAAUCAGAGGUAUGCGGAGGAAAAAAAGGCACUUGACUUGGAGUUAUUUGCAGGACUUCUGGUUUGGAGUUAUAUAGAAGUUGUUUAACUUGGCCUUGUGUAGAGGAGAAUUAAAGAUUGAGGGAUGGUUAUUGAGGAUGUCGUUUAUUUCUAGAGGAGUUUUUGGCUGGCGUCACGAAGAGUGAGGGUGGGAAAAGUCUCAUUGCAAGGCUUGGAGAAGAAAGAAGGGGACAAAUGGGAUUGCUAUGCUACCAAGAUCAGGAUUAAAAGUUCAUGUUCAAAUCAUGUCAGGUUCUUUUUCUCUCUGUCUUCUUUUUUUAUUCCAUCGUAUAAUGAUUUCUGUAGAUCUGAUGUCCAAAAUGUGCUAUAGUCCUUGUUCCUAAAUGCUUCCCUCUGUUGUAUUGUUCUAAACAUAGUAUAUAAAAUGUCUAUUUUCU
Molecule: messenger RNA, 1937 nt
Organism: Elaeis guineensis (African oil palm)
Lineage: Eukaryota; Viridiplantae; Streptophyta; Magnoliopsida; Arecales; Arecaceae
Product: AT-hook motif nuclear-localized protein 25
Biological process (GO): vegetative to reproductive phase transition of meristem
Cellular component (GO): nucleus
Molecular function (GO): minor groove of adenine-thymine-rich DNA binding; DNA-binding transcription factor activity
Source: RefSeq, a predicted model, not a curated record